AUGCGGAGACAUUUUCUGCCCGAGUGGUGCUCAACCAUCGAGCGUCGCCACCUGUACGGUGCUCUGCUGACAUUUCUUCUUCUGCUUGGCGGCUCCACUUCAGCAGCAAGUGCGACAGACCACGAGCCCAAUAUCAACCAGCUGAUGAACAAGGGAGGAAUAGCAUACCGCGCCAAGCCCCAGAAAGCAACCAAAGCUCCAUCGAGACCAGAUUCACCACCCAUGCUUAUGUCGUCUUCGUUGUUGACCUUAACUCCAGGUCAGAGUUCUACUGAGUCUAACCUCCAUUUACAUUUGCAAAAAGCCAGUGACACGAAUGGCGCGCAAAACUCCAACAAAACUGACUUGGAAACCUUCCUGUCCGACUACUACGAGCCGUGGUCAGGAUGGAGCCCUUGUAACCGGAAGUGCCUCCGGACUCGUGUGCGCAGAUGUCGAGGUGCGGCGCUGUGGCAAGGCCGUGCUGAGAGAGAACCGCCAUUGCCGACGGGGAGGUGGCGCGUGUCCUCCCUCAGUUUCGAUGAAGAACUCGGGCUACGCCGACGACACGACUUCAUCGAGCGCGUGCUGUACGACGCCUUCUACACCGACUGGUCGACCUGGGGAGUGUGCACGCGCUCGUGUCGUCAGAGGCGUCGGCGGAAGUGCAUCGUGCGCGACGUCUGCAGCAACAUCGUUGUCCAGGAGAUGCGACGCUGCAGCGUGUCCGGCUCUAAGUGUCCGCGCCGGAACCUACUUCCUGCCUAUGAACCGCUGAACACCUGGCUUCAUGCCGGAGGCAGCAGCAGCAGCUUCCAGGGCGUGGACUCAUCCUUCACUCACACGAAGAAGUUGAACAGCGAGGCUUCCGGUGCCAGCGAGAUUGGUAGCGUGCAGGGUGUCUGCGGACUGAGGCCAGCGGUCACGAGAGGUUCGUACCGCGUGGUCGGGGGACAGGAAGCUCAGAGACACAGCUGGCCAUGGCAGGUAGCGAUUCUUACGCGUUGGGACGAACAGUACUGUGCCGGGACUCUGAUAGCCCCGCAGUGGGUGCUGACUGCCGCUCACUGUGUCCAGAAAAGAGGGCGACAGCGAAGGAUCGUGCUGAGGGUGGGAGAACAUAAUUUGGAGGAGUACGAGGACACAGAAGAGGAAAUACGGCCUAACCGAGCAGACGUCUUCCCGCACCCGCACUUUGACUACACCAACAUCACCAAUGACAUCGCCCUGGUGCACCUGAACAGGCCUCUGAAGCUGGAUAGCCAGGUAGGCUUCGCGUGCCUGCCGGACGAGCACUUCACGCCAGACCCCAAGAGUCUGUGCUACAUCUUGGGCUGGGGCAAGACAAGGAGCACGCACGUCUUCGGCGCAGACAGUCUGCACGAGGCGGAGGUGCCGUUGGUCAGCCGCAAGCGCUGCCAGCUCUUCGAGUAUGAGAUCACCGAGACACAGCUGUGCGCCGGCAGCCAACGGGGCGGCACAGACUCGUGUGCCGGCGACAGUGGUGGCCCCUUGCUGUGCCCCAAGACGGACAGUGCCACCGACACGACGCGCUGGUUUCUCAUGGGCAUCACCAGCUAUGGCGAGGGCUGCGGCAAGAAAGGAAAGUAUGGCAUCUACACUCGCGUGCAGAGUUACUUGGACUGGAUCCACGAAACCGUUAACUCCAACCGACAAUCGUGACUAAACGGACAGUAGCAGCGGUUGAAUGAUAUUCACCCUCUAUCAACACACACGCGUUCAAACCUCCUUAAAAUACAGAAUUUUCUUCGUACACGUGUACAUAUUGGUUUAUCCAUCUUGUGAGUAAUACAAUUUGUUUAUGGGGAUCUUAGGGAAAAAGCCAGACUUACAAUGACUAGUCAGACUUUCAGAAUACGAACGCGUGUGUACUAAGCCAUGUCUGGUCGAACUGUCCGGGCUCCUUCGGCCCAAAGUUUUUUUGUUUUUUUUUUAUUUUAUAAAAAUUGCAGAAGCAAACUUAACUGCGAUGUCUGUCGUCAAUGAACAAUACGGAACAGCAGGCAUGUGUUUCGCAGUCAUUAUACACAGAGUUUCUUGUCACAAAGCAGCUUUGACAUGUCGACAGCAGAUGAUGGCUGCUCAGAACUGACGCGCCUUCAACGAAGGGACGCAAUCAAUACGCAGUGUUGUUUAGCCCAGGAGUUGUCUGUCGAACGACCCGCGGAAUGUUCUCGGGAGAAAAAAAAAAAAUUCAGACGAUCGACCUCUUUGCUCACUGAAGUGGUAAUGCAUAGUUUCGUGAUAACUUGUAGGGUCCAAGCAUGACUCUGAUAACCUUGACAGUGUCUAAACAUGUACAGUUUGUAGCCUUCCUUUACAGUUUCAGUUCUUGCUGCUUACCUCGGAACAGAUUUCUUGUUUCUUCAAAAGGUCACGGUUAAGACUGGAGAGGGAGACAGGGUUCAUUUCCUGUCGUUAAAAAAAAAAGUGUGUGAUAGGUGUUCAUCCAAACAUUUCUCUGAUUUCUUCUGUAAAUGGAAUGUGUUCAAUCUUUAUACGGUCGUCGACUACAGUGUACCAGUAGGGAAAGAUUCAAUAUACAAGAUUUUUACGGCAGGAAUUGUGUUUAUCGAAUGGACAUGGACUCUCUAGCAUGGAAUCUAAAAAAAGACAAACUCGGUGAAGCCGCAAAGCGGUGAUUUUUACGACAUUUUAUCCCAUUGGUUUGUACAGGCUGUUUAAGAAGCAAAAAGUCUUAUCUUUCUAAGUUUCUCUUGCAGAAGUUUAAAAAAAACCGCAUGGAGUUGUUUAGGAUUUUUUUUAACGCACCAUGGUGAGUUGUUGAUGGGUGUGGACCCAUUUGAAUUAUGUUCUUUACAGCUUUUUAUUUUUAGGCCAAUGUAGAUUCAAAGGGGGGUAAAAAUCCAUGACAAAAAUCUAAUUAAAAGCUCUGAAAACGGAGAUCAAAUAAACACAGCCCAUUUCUGUGUAAUCAAGGACAGUAAUAAAGAUCCAUUGAAAGCUG
Messenger RNA from Pomacea canaliculata, 2968 nucleotides. RefSeq names its product transmembrane protease serine 9-like. Lineage: Eukaryota; Metazoa; Mollusca; Gastropoda; Architaenioglossa; Ampullariidae. Gene Ontology annotation, biological process: proteolysis. Gene Ontology annotation, molecular function: serine-type endopeptidase activity. The record is from RefSeq and is a predicted model, not a curated record.